Lycium barbarum (goji berry) is the source of this 1626-nucleotide messenger RNA. RefSeq lists its product as uncharacterized. NCBI's taxonomy places the organism in Eukaryota, Viridiplantae, Streptophyta, Magnoliopsida, Solanales, Solanaceae. Bases 1 to 1626 code for a protein of 541 amino acids. The transcript has a single exon. The record is from RefSeq and is a predicted model, not a curated record.
AUGGCCUCUCCGGCCACUGGACAACCGCCUAUUAUGGCUGUCCAGGCUAACACAACAAUACCUACACAACCAAAUCACCUUUUACCAAACCAAACGUAUGCAACAACCCUAAAUCCUACUAUUUCUACUACUACGUACAACCUUACUUUACCCAUGAAAAAUAUUACAUAUUUGCAUGGAGAGCCCAUGGUCGUAUGGGAGGAAAAGGAGAUUGAUCACAUGAUUAUUAAAGAAAAAUUACAAUAUGCAGUCAUGGGGAAAUUCUCAUAUGGUUGGCCUGACGUGAAAGAAUUGAAAACAUUAAUUCCAAAGCAAUGUGGAUUGAAAGGAGAAGCUAUUAUCGGAUUGUUGAGCAAUAGAUAUGUCCUAAUACGUGCUUCUUCUUUGGAAGAUUAUGUGACAUUAUUGUCUAAGCCUGCAUAUUACAUUAUGCAUAAAAAUUGGUCAUAUCCCAUGCGCACCUUCAAAUGGGAUCCAUGGUUUGAUCCAGAGGAGGAAAUGAAGAUAGCAAUUGCAUGGAUAUCAUACCCAUCAUUACCUCCUAAUUAUUUUAUGAAAGAAGCAAUUUUUUCACUUGCCUCUACAGUUGGAAAGCCAUUACAAGUUGAUAUGGCCACAGCCAAUAAAACCAGGCCAAGCUGUGCGAGAGUGAAGGUAGAGGUUGACUUGCUUGGAGAAUUUCCAAAGAGAAUCAAUAUAAGAAUGAAGAAGAAGAGUACUGGGGAGAUUGUGGAUAAAUGGAUAAAGAUUAACUAUGAUUAUGUUCCUAAGUACUGCAAAAACUACAAAGUUCAAGGACAUAAUGAACAAGACUGCUAUGUCAUACAUCCAGAAUUGUAUCCCAAGGAAGAAGAACAAUGCUCAGACAAAGAACAGGAGGUCAACAAUAAGGCAGAUCAAAGGAAGAAUAACGAGAAAAAGAACACAAAGAAUAGCAGACUUGACAUUAAGGAGUACAAAGGGACCAAUCUUGGCAUAAUGAAAAGAAAAGAAAUAGCAGACAAGGUGCAGUCUGCAGAUGGCAAUGAUGAUGAUGGAUUCAAGGAGAAGAAAGGAAAACAAAGGAAUAACAGGCACUUUCAUAGAAGCAAAUAUGAUGAAAAUGCUUGGAAACCAAAGGAGAAUCAAACUCUGCAGAACAAUCAAUAUGCAGCAUUGCAGAACACAGAUGAGGAGAUAAUAGAUGUGACUGAUGUGCAGAAAUCCUCAGAUGUAGAAGCAAAGAUUCCUGAUGCUUCAGACCAAAUCAUUACAAUGCAGCAAAUUGUAGACAAUAAUGACAAAGUCAAUGAAAAGCAGAUGGAAGAAGCAAAGGAAAAACAGAUAGAUGAAUUAAAAAAGGUGGAGAAAAUAUCAGCAAAGGAAUGGAUUGAGAAGAAUUUUGGUAAACAACUCAAUGAUAAGGGGGAGAUUAUAUCUCAGCUGGUAUCUAAGGUGUCUUCAGGUACAAUUAGUCAAGAAACGGAACAUGAUGUGCUGCAGGAGCAAGAAAGGGAACAUGAGGUGCUGCAGGGAGAUGUGUCACAAGAAUAUAGUGACAUCUUAAUCAACAAAAACAUGAAGGAACAAAACAAGUGUGGUGAUGUGCUGCAAGAGGAUAAUAAUCAUGAAGGGACUCCACUAUAG